AUGUCAGCGCAACAACGCCCAAUCCUGCCGAAACCACUUCACGCAGCCGGCUCUGCUGGCGACGGCGAUGGUUUCGGAGGUGGCCCACCAGGCGCGCAUCGCCCGCUGCCGCCGCCUAGGAGAAAUACGAAAGCAGCAUGUGAGAUGUGUCGGAAAUCCAAAGUCAGGUGUACGGGUGAGCGCCCAGUCUGUUCGCGCUGCCAAAGUCGAGAUCUGGAGUGUGUCUAUCUCGCCGGCUACUUUGAGACCCAAGUGCAGGCCCUCAAGCGCAAGCACGAGGAGUCGCAGCAGGAGCACUUCGUCUACAAGGAACUCUACCGACUCCUCGUCACCGUGAACGAGCCUGAGUCCUUUGACAUCCUCCAGCGACUGCGGGCUGGCACGGAUGUGGAGACCAUCGUUCGUCGCGUCCAGGAGGGUGACCUCCUGCUGCAGCUCUCCCUGAGGCCAGAAUCCCGCUUCCGAUAUCAGUUCCCAUAUCUGCCCUCAAUGCCUGCCGCUUUGCAGACUUCUGACAAUCCGUAUCUUGGAUCCUUUCUGUACGAAGGCACCAUGCAAGGGUUUCGUCAAUUUUCGCCGCAGUCGCUGUCGACCGCUGAGGCGGCGCAGGCCUGGAGCUACAGCCACAUUUACCUGAAGCCGUAUCACGCCGCGGAACUUAUAGAUGGUCGGCUUGCAUCUGUCAAGGCAUCUAAUUGGACUUCGGUGACAAAAGAUGAUAAUCUCUUCCGGCAGCUACUGCGUGCAUACUUCAUUCACGAGUACUGUGUGGCCCCUGCUUUCCACAAGGAUUAUUUUCUAUAUGAUUUGGCUCGAGGAAAAGGCCAUUUAUGCUCGCCACUACUCGUCAACUCUGUCAUGGCGAUAGGAAGCCACUGCAACCGCAGCAUCGCCUUCCGAUCCCAAAUAUGGAACCCUCAGAACAUCGGCUACAGGUUCCUGGUGGAAGCCAGACGGCUUUGGGAGCUGGAAGACCUUGAUAAUCCAAAGUUGACCACUUUCCAGGCGACGAUUCUCUUGAGCCUGGCGUACAAUAGCCACGGCAUGGACAAGAUCGGCGACAUCUUCCUGCGGCACGCCGUAUCGAUGGCCAGGAAAAUGGACCUCUUCAAGCCCAACCCAGCCAUAAAGAGCUCCAGGGUACAAAGGGCGCGCGAGUUCACCGCGUGGGCUUUCUAUAACUUUCAAACUGAGCCGCCGGAGGUGGCCCUCCCAGACCCAGACGUAGACCCGGGCUGGUACGGCGAGUUCGCCCUCAUGUACGCGCCGAGUACGGCGCCGACGCCGAUGCACUGGCCGCACACGUUCCGGGCCAUGUGCUGGCUGCGGGUUAUCAUGAACCAGGUCGCGCAGGAGACCUUUGGGGACCACCACCCACAGGCCGUGACGGGUCUGCCGCAGGAGACGGCGCUGGAGAUACAGUCGCGCCUUGAGGAGUGGUAUGGGAGCCUGCCCGGACCAUUGAGGCCGCAGACGGCUGUGUUUCCGUGUCACCUGAGACUUCACCUCGAAUACUUCGCCAUGUACAUCACCCUCGCCACGACGGUGAUCGAGGAGCAAACAGAGGUCCACGCGGAAACAGACCUGGAGAGCGCGGACGCGGCGCCGGUGGCGCGCAGCGGGCCCGUGGCGAUGCGGAACCUGGAGACGGUGGCGCGGCUGUACUACAUGCGGCACGGGUUCGAGGCGUGCGACAGCUUCAUGACGUACUUCCUGGCGCUGCUGGCCAGCAUCUCGCUGCGGGCGCUCGAGGGCAGCGGCGACGGGGCGCGGCUGUCGCCCGGGCGCGGGCGGCCCGAGGUCCUGCGCUCGACGCUCGUCCUCGCCAUGAAGGGCCUGCGCGACCAGGGCCGCCACCUGCACGUCUGCAAGGUGCUCUUCCGCCUGCUGCGCGACCGCCUGCCGCCCGUCGAGGCCGACAUCCUCGGCCGCUUUGUCGGAGCCCCGGGCGAGGGGAGCGCCGCCGGCAGCAGUGCCAGCGGCGGCGCGUCCGCCGAGGCCGAGGAAGAAGAGGAGGAAAGGGAGGCUGACCUGGCGCUGCACACGCGGUCGCGGUUCCCCGUGCCGGUCGUCAAGAUGGGGGAGGACCUCAACGCGUCGAUUCUGGAGAACCUUGUGGAGCAGUACCAUGCUGUCAGCCUGGAGAGCAGUGAUAGUAGUGGUUCUGGGAAUGGUCAGGAUGAGACGAUGAUGGUGGUGUAA
Messenger RNA from Diaporthe amygdali, 2202 nucleotides. Its product is annotated as c6 transcription. The coding region runs from base 1 to 2202 and encodes 733 amino acids. Gene Ontology annotation, biological process: regulation of DNA-templated transcription; DNA-templated transcription. The transcript has 7 exons. Gene Ontology annotation, molecular function: DNA binding; zinc ion binding; DNA-binding transcription factor activity, RNA polymerase II-specific. The record is from RefSeq and is a predicted model, not a curated record. NCBI's taxonomy places the organism in Eukaryota, Fungi, Ascomycota, Sordariomycetes, Diaporthales, Diaporthaceae.